Molecule: messenger RNA, 2333 nt
Organism: Physella acuta
Lineage: Eukaryota; Metazoa; Mollusca; Gastropoda; Physidae
Product: tyrosine-protein phosphatase non-receptor type 12
Biological process (GO): protein dephosphorylation
Cellular component (GO): nucleus; cytoplasm
Molecular function (GO): non-membrane spanning protein tyrosine phosphatase activity
Source: RefSeq, a predicted model, not a curated record
AAACAAAGAACGGUCUGAAUAUCUGUAUCAUCAACCCAAUAGAUUCAGAAUAAUAAUAAUAAAUAAUAAAUGAAUUGAAGUGGACAAAAGCGUGUUUAAAAAUACAGACAGACAGACUUUUAGUGUGAGAUAUUUAAGAUAAAUUAUUCUUUCAAUUUGAACAGUGAAGCCAUACCAUUUUAUUAACUUAUAAAUUAUCAAAAAGGACAGCAAAGUCCUAUCAAGUGUUAGUUAACUUGUGUUACUCUAAGCCAGUUAAAGUUGUCGUCACUUAAUUCUUUCCUUAACAAGAAGAGUAGGACAGGUAGUCUGCUAAUAAAACAGUAAUACACCUUUAAGAAGUCAGAAAUGUCCAAAGACAUUAAAAAGUACAUCAAAGAAUUUAUAAGAAAUGUUGAAACCUUAGAGAAUGAGGAAGAUACAGAGGGAAAUGGCUUUAACAGAGAAUAUCGGAUGAUACAUGAAAUACAGUUAAAAAAUCGGAAAGAAAAUGCUUUUACAAUGGAUGCUGGGAAAAAUGAAAAUAACGUAAAAAAGAACCGGUAUAAAGAUAUCUUACCUUAUGACGAGCAUAGAGUUGUGCUGAGUACUCUGGAAGGUGAAAAAGAUUCUGACUACAUCAAUGCUAGCAAACUAAUGGGUGUUAAAGGUACAGGUGGCUAUAUUGCCAGUCAAGGACCACUGGCGACUACAGUUAGUGACUUUUGGAGGAUGAUUUGGGAAAAUAAUGUGGAGAUUAUCUUCAUGGCCUGUCGAAUUGUUGAACUGGGAAAGAUCAAGUGCAAACAGUACUGGAAUGACGUUGGCAAAUCUGAAGAAUUCCUGGACAUAUCUGUUUUUACUGAAUCUGAAGAAGAAAUAGCUUCAGAUUUUAUUCAACGAAAGUUACAUGUAACAAGAGACGGCAAGACCAGACAUGUGACCCAGUUUCACUAUUCUGGCUGGCCAGAUCAUGGCAUACCUGAUGACCCUGCUCAUAUACGGGACUUAAUUGGCAUCAUGAGGCGCACCAGAGUUAAUGAUGAAGCCCCACUUCUUGUUCAUUGCAGUGCUGGAUGUGGAAGAACUGGUGCUAUCAUUGCAAUUGAUUUUGUGUGGACACUACUAGAAGAAGGGAAGUUUGAUGCCACCUUCAGUUUGUACGAGCUCAUCUGCAACUUUAGAGAGCAAAGAAUGUCCAUAGUUCAAACAGCUGAACAAUAUGAACUUGUUAAUCAAGUUUUAAAAUCUUUAUGUGAAGAAUGGUUAGGGAAAAUGGCUAAACAUACUUAUGUCAAUGUUGAAGUUGCACCGGAGUAUGAUAAUGUGAAUAAUGGUCCACCUCCAGAGGAAACCCCAUAUGAAGAGUUUGAGCCAGGAAAACUCACUGCAUCGCCUGACAAGGAAAUGCCAAAAGAAGCUUUAACUCUAAGUGCUGCCAACAAUAGGUCUUAUGAGGAAGUGGUCAUACAAGAACAGGUGCCCAGUGAAAAUGCACCAGCACCUCCAACACCAAAACACACAACAAUCAUACAAAUUGGCCAAGCCACUAAGACUGAGUCCACGCAUGGGACAGGUGGACAAAAGCCACCGCCUAACCCGAAACCCUCAUCAGUUCCACCUUCAGUUGUUGGACCGCUUGGGGAUGUCUAUACUGCGGUCAAAGUCACUGGACGUAGUUUACGUAAAGAUUCUGACACCUCAGUUGAUGAAGCAGUAAAGAAAGUCUUUCCUGAACCCAGACGUAGUGCUAGCAUUGUCUCUGCCGAUCCAAAAAUCCCACUUAAAAGAAAUAUCUCAAAUGAAGCCACAAGAGAACAAGGAGAUACAAGUCACUACUCGCAGAUAGAGAUCACAAAGAAGGACAGACGUUACUCAGUUGGAAGCAAAUCAACUGUGCUGAAUGGAAAGAUUCCAGGAUUUCAUGAGCGACUGCCUAAAGUACAAGGUCCAGUGUCUUUCCCAGCAGCAUGGUAUCAUUAGGACCCUGUUGGUGAUUUAUGACCAUAUUGGUGAUUGUUUGACCAAACUGACCACAUGAGUAACUUCAUGACAAUCUUGCAGCACCUACUGAUAAAAGGAAUGUUGUUUCCAAAUCAUCAUGUCUUCCAUUUUAAAGAAAAACAAAUUCAGCAAAUUGGCCAAUUCCUAUUUAUUGAUUGCAAUGUAGAUAUGGGUGGUUUGUCUAAGUUGGGUUUUUUUUUGGCUCUGUUUACAGGCGGUAAACAGCCAAAAAUGUAUUUAAAUUUAUGUUACAAAUUGUACUGUGAUCAAAUGUAAUUAUCUUGAAUUAAAUAAUUUUUAAAAUUGUAAUGGAUUGGAAAUAAACUAUUAAAAUUAAACUCGUGAUAAUU